This is a messenger RNA of Pyricularia grisea, 3305 nucleotides long. RefSeq lists its product as uncharacterized. The record is from RefSeq and is a predicted model, not a curated record. NCBI's taxonomy places the organism in Eukaryota, Fungi, Ascomycota, Sordariomycetes, Magnaporthales, Pyriculariaceae. The transcript has 2 exons. Bases 879 to 2837 code for a protein of 652 amino acids.
UCUCUUUUGCACCUCGUGACCAGAAGAGAGUCAGGGAAGAAAAUUUCAACUCAUUCGUAGACCACUGAAGCAAGCCGUACAACUGACCUUACCAACCUAUCUAUCCUAUCCCUUCACUCGAAGCAACAAGCACAUUUCAACCAACUUCCAUCACGCAACAACUGCAACACCUAAUCCCAGCGCUUGGUGAUUCAGAACGAGUGCACUGCUGCGCCCCCACACAGUCAGUUUUGGGCACAAGCCGGCCAAUCUCUGUCGACCUUGGUCUCACGCGACCGUCUAGGCCUAUCCUAUCUUCACUCUAAUUUGUCUGCUGCAUUGUACCAGCAAUCGGCCCCAGCGAAACCGAACCGGACCCGAGGAAGAGCCUGGAACAAGAAAAAAAAAAAAAAACAAUCCAUUGCUGCCAUCAGAAAUAAACUGGACGUCAUUCAAUCAGCGUACCUACUGACAGUAAACAACCAAAUCGCCUAACAGCUGUCACGUAGCGUCUUGGUGCCUGUCGUCGUUGGGGCCGACGAACACUACUACCAAACCCCACCGAGCAGAGCGAGCGAAACAACAACAUCAGCGUAUCCGUCGUCGUAUCUCGGGAUUUCGCUACGACGAGAGAACCACCCCACUCUCAUACCGCGUACUGACCAACAAUAUCGCACCAUACCGUACUUUACCAUCCAUCUGUCGAUUCUUUUGCAUCCAUCCCAUCGUCCAUCUAUCUCUUCUUGACCUUGGACACGCUGCCGACAAGAUUGAUUCCUCCCGGCAUUACUGCUCCCCUUGUCGGGGAAUCAUCUUCCUGGUCCUUACGCGUGCCCUGCAGGCCAUGACGCCCAGAGGGCCUGGCUGAAACCCCCCGUUCCUAUCUGUUCAGAUCAAAGAUGGAAACCACGACUCUGUCUCGCCGGCAGUCACUCGUGUCCCCCACAGAAGAAGCCCACCUCCCAACCUCGACGGUGGACGACAUCCGCAUCGAACCCCGAUCGGCAAGAACCUCGAGCGACCGUCCGCCGUCACUGCACGCGGCCGCAGAUGACGGCAGCAAGGUUGCAGCCACCGCCGAGCUGGCCUCGAUUAUGACCAUCGUGUCCAACCCCGUUUCCCCCGGUCCCUCCAGUCCUCCACUCAACGAAGGUGUGCGGCCCCAAGACUUUAUCCCGCCCGCCCGGCCAAGCAGCACACCUUUCCCUCAACCAGAGCCCCGAAACGCAGAGAUAAAAUGCACGAGCUGUCCGGCCGGCGCCGCACCGCACGAUGCACACAUGCAGGACAUGGACGCCUGGGACGAUCCGUCUCUGCUGUUGCAGCAGCAGCCGGCGGUCCGGGCAGGCCUUCAUUUCCAUGACCUACCGCCCGAGAUACACGAGUGCAUUCUUGAUCACCUGUUUGGGUAUCGCGUUUCGGCGACUUCAAAAAGUUCGGUGGGCAUGCACUCUGUCACCAAGAGCUGGAGCACUGCGCUUCGGCAUUCGAGGAGAAGGGAACUUUCAGAACUGGCCCUCGUUAGCAGUGUUUGGCGUGCCCUGAUUCAAGAGCGUCUGUAUCGGCAUAUCAAGAUAAAGGCUACCGUGGGGUCAGUAAAUGGCGCCCUUGUUUGGUUCGCCCAAAGACCGCAUCUGCGACCAUACGUGAGGCAUGUCGAAGUCUGGUUUCCCGUGUUCCAACCCAAGCCUGGUUCACCAGCAACCAUGGUGCUACAGGCCACUUCUACUCUGCCUACCGUUACUGUUGAUGGCCUAUCGGCUUCUUCCUAUGUUCUACCUGUCGAUAACUGCUCUCUAGACGAGACCUUUUAUUUUGUCGGCACAACGUUCCCAGAAGUUACAGUGUUGACGUUGGAGGGUGGGGAGCGGAAGAAAGCGCCUAAGGUCACCCACUUUGUGUAUGGCGACUCCACACGGCGGGCACAGGAAGCGUCAUCGCAAUACUCUCCGUUCUGGGAAUCGACCGUUUCCGAAAAUGUGGAAAGGAUCAUGCCGAAGGUCCCAUCCGUGAGGACUUUGGUAUGCAAGGGCCAGUGGAACCUGAUACGAAGCGAGGAGGACUUCCAGCACAUCAUGUCUGCCCUGCCAAAUCUACAAGAGUGGCAUGGGACGUACAAUAAGCCCAAGUCAAAGAGCUAUCUGACCAUGGCCGAGAUUCUGCCGCGCCUGCCGCCACAGCUAAAGCAGCUGCACCUGUAUCUGGAGGCCGACUACCGGCGCGAGCUUUCUUUCCCGGCUUACUUCGUCAAGGUCACAAACCGACUGCAUUUCUGUCAGCGGCUGGGUCUUGCAGCACUUGGGAAGCCUGGAAGCCCUAGUAUUGAGCACCUGUCGUACACUGGGCGCGUGUGCCGGACCUUUUUCGACGUGUUGGCGCAGUCGGCUGACCCCCGAUCAACGAGACUUAAGAGCAUCGACUUGACCGUGAAGAACUGCUGCCGACAGGUGCAGAUUUGGAAUGAGACAGGGUCGGGGAUCAUGGAUGUCAAAUUCAUCGCCGCGUUCGAGGCGUUGGUUUUGGCUGGAAUCAAGGCACUCAAGAGGCUCAGGGCACUUGAGUACUUGCGGAUCAGAUAUGUUGAUCUCGACUCUCCGAUCCCCGCCUUGAACCCUUAUUUCAUCCUCCGUCGUGAUGGCUGGUGCGAGGGUGUCUGGAGUGACAAGAUAGUUCGGGCACUGCAGGCUUCAAGGCCCGAGGCCCGCUUCCGUGACCUUUCAGACAUUCCAAGCUUCAUAGGUUUCGGCAAGGACGGCCGGGUCGUCAUCAGUGCCGAAAGCAUGGGCAAGGUUACAUCUUUCAAGCUCGACAACUACCGCUACCUCAGCGCCGGUGGCGGGUUUGUUGUGGCGGCUUGAGCUCUACAAAAUCAAGGGGUGAAGCCCACGAAGCAAUCUCUACAUUUUUUUUCUCCUUUGUUGCAGCAAGAGCAGCUCCCCUCGAAACUGGGGAGGCCAUCGUCCCCAUCCCCUCUCCGUGUGGUCUACGGAUCUGGAUUAAUCAUGUCGUCUUUUUUUUUCUUUACCUCUCCCCCUUUGUUGACUGGGUCACACAUUGCAUAUCGGAUCUCUAUCUCUCUCUUUUUUUUUUCUGUUUCUCUUUUUGCUGCUUUGAAAUGGCAUUUUGCUCGAGGAAAUCAUGGUGUUAAAUAAUAGGAGCAAUUCGAAACAAGGAGCCAUGGUGGGAUGUGUGUUAUUUUGUCGAAAAGGAUCACUGCACUACUGGUUGCUCUUUACUUUCUUUUUUCUUGGACAGUGGCGGAUAGUACUGGGAUGGGUGAAACUCAUAGAUGGCGAUAAAUAGCUGACAAUUUUCCAUUAUCUUGA